AUGUCGUACGAUGAUCGUGUCUUAUUCUCCGCCACAACAAAUGCGCUGUCGCACUUCGCGGAUCUGGUGAAUGCCAUUGCGGUGACAAACUCCACUAUGGAGGUGCUGGUGACCCCAAGAGGGCUCAUGUUCAAGACUACAGAGAGAGGUGUGUUUGAGAUAUCAACAUUGUUGGAACCUGGCUUUUUUAAAAACUUCGAUUUAAUUACAACCGAUCAGCCGAUUCGUGUGUUUUUGGAUAUGGACUCAUUCAUAGAAAGCGUGAAUCUUGCAAACACCAUGGCCGCAGCUUCAGAGUCGUCUGGUGAGACGGUGCAGUGUACAUUCUCGUAUCACCAUAUCGGGGAUCCGUUUAUUGUGACAUUUGAGGAUGAUCAGAUAUUAGAGAGGGUUGAGUUUAUGAUAAUAAGUGAUACCGGCCUUGAAAAUGAAGAUUCUACGGACUCUGCUAUCACCGGUGAGAACCAGGGCGACUACUUCCAGAUAGACCCCUCCAGGUUGUGUCUAGAUAUGAUGCUAGACUCGGCAAUGCUAUACGGAAUUCUCAAAGACCUAAAGGAGGUGAAAACAGAGCAGAUAUAUCUCUAUUGUGCAAUUGAAGACGACAAUCCCCGAGUGGUAUUCGUCUCCAAAGGUGAAGUGGGCUAUAGUCGAAUGACACUCCCCAACAUCAACAACGCUCUCAAAGAAAUGGCAAUAUACAGAGACGAACGUCCCACAACAGAAGACUCAGUGUCAACAUUCUACAGCUUCGAGAGUUUUUCUAAAAUCCUCAGGACCGCCAGUUUAGCUACCACCAUCAAGUUCAAGAUAGACACUGAUGGCCGCACGGUAAUGAGUCUACUGAUCACCAAUACAAAGUCCUCUAUAACAACGGUGAUCGAGUUCAAAGUUCUUCAGACUUCAGACUUGAACCAUGAUGCUAGUAUGAUCAAUAAUACCUUCAUGACCAGACUGGUCUCGAAGGAGCAGAAGGUCAGUACUAGCAGACACUCCAACACAGCAGGUACUCAACUAGAGACCUUGGUCAAUGUCGAAAGAGCCCAGCAUCGCCGCACAGAAAGUGGCCAAGAUUUACCAUUAUUCCUAUAG
Messenger RNA from Kuraishia capsulata CBS 1993, 1092 nucleotides. RefSeq lists its product as uncharacterized. Lineage: Eukaryota; Fungi; Ascomycota; Pichiomycetes; Pichiales; Pichiaceae. Gene Ontology annotation, biological process: DNA repair; DNA damage checkpoint signaling. Gene Ontology annotation, cellular component: checkpoint clamp complex. The record is from RefSeq and is a predicted model, not a curated record. The transcript has a single exon. Bases 1 to 1092 code for a protein of 363 amino acids.